ACCAGUACAGAAUAAGGAGAAAGGUAGAUAUCGAAAGAGAGAGAGAUGGGAGAGAGGCGAAGGGUGGGGGUGGGGAUGGACUUUUCGGCGACGAGCCGGGCGGCGGUGCGGUGGGCGGUCGAGAACCUCGUCCAGGACGGCGACACGAUCAUCGCCAUCCACGUUCAUUCCAGCAAGGCCGAGACACCCCAGAAAAAGCUCUGGGGGAACACCGGAUCCCCACUGAUUCCAAUGGAGGAACUCAGGGAGAUGAAUCUGCCCAAGCUGUAUGGUAUCAAUCCAGACCCUGAGAUCCUCGACCUCCUCGAUUCUACUUCCAGGACAAUGAAGGUGAAGGUUGUUUGCAAGAUCUAUUGGGGUGAUCCAAGGGAGAAGCUCUGUGAUGCGGUUGAGGAUCUUAAGCUUGACUGCCUUGUGGUUGGCAGCAGAGGAUUAGGUGUUCUGAAAAGGUUUUCCCUUCUUAUAUGUCCAUUAAUGUUUCUUAUAAGUAUCUUCUUUAGUUUGUUUUUCUACUUAUUUUUUCUACUAAUAUCUUCUUCAAGGGAAGUUAAUUUCCUUAAUGGAUUAUCUGCAAGUUAUAUUAUAGUCUAGCAUGUUGGGCCCAGUAUGGGUUCAUGUGGUUGACAAAUUAAUCUGGCAGUUUCUUUCUCGAUUUGUGGUUUAAAA
This is a messenger RNA of Dendrobium catenatum, 666 nucleotides long. Its product is annotated as universal stress protein PHOS32-like. The transcript is spliced from 3 exons. The record is from RefSeq and is a predicted model, not a curated record. Lineage: Eukaryota; Viridiplantae; Streptophyta; Magnoliopsida; Asparagales; Orchidaceae. Bases 46 to 591 code for a protein of 181 amino acids.